Molecule: messenger RNA, 3728 nt
Organism: Xenopus laevis (African clawed frog)
Lineage: Eukaryota; Metazoa; Chordata; Amphibia; Anura; Pipidae
Gene: apobec4.S
Product: apolipoprotein B mRNA editing enzyme, catalytic polypeptide-like 4 (putative) S homeolog
Exons: 2
Coding region: 742-1836 (364 amino acids)
Source: RefSeq, a predicted model, not a curated record
AAGAAAGAAAGAAAGAAAGAAAGAAAGAAAGAAAGAAAGAAAGAAAGAAUUUGGACAAUGCAUUUCACUAGGGCAAGGAUCUGAACUUUUUUUACAUAAUAAAUUACACAAUCACAUGAGUUAUGUGUCUAUAAUUAUUACUGGGACCUGAAUCACAAAAGAGCCAUUGCUUUAUAAUAAUUGAAUUUACUAUCCCUAAAGCCUCUCCUUCACUGCUAAUCCAGUGUGAUAAUUAUGGGGCAGAAGCUAAAAGGUAAAGAACACUUCAAAGCCUAAUAAAUGAAUGUCUGCUCGCCUGUGCUGGCCUGGGGAUGCGCAUUCCAGUGGAAAUCCCUCCAGCAGUGAAUAGAGGGAAAAGGGAGCAGUGCUACAGAAAUGUUGCUGCUGAGAAAGUCAAACUAGGUGCAUUGUGUAAUGUUUGCAAAUGUUAUUUGCCUGUAAGAUUACAACUCCAUUUGGCACAUCAUUAGUUUAUAGCUACGGCGUAAUGUGGAAAUAAGAAAUGUGACUCGCAAGACAAUUGGGCCACGCCUCACCUUAGGCUUGUAUGUACAAACGACUUAGCAACCAUUUGAUAUUGCUUUGUAUUGUAAAUACAGUAUAGUCAUGCCCUGUGAGAUCCUUUCCUCAUAUCAAACCCUAGGAACUAACCAUUUCCAAGCGCUUUCUCCGUCAAGCAUGACAUCCUGGUAAACGCUGGAAGAUUCCAGACCUCUGAUCAACACUGACCUGCAGCUGUAGAUGGAAAACUUUUUUCAGGAGUUUGCUGGAUCCCAUGGGACAUUGGUCAAACCUUAUUACUGGUUCGAGCCAAACCAGAAUUGCUCCAAAUGCCCCUAUCAUAUAAAAACAGGGGAAGAAUCUCGUGUCACUUAUGGAGAAUUUUAUGAGGCAUUUGGAUUUCCCUAUGGCCCUACAAUGCCCGAGAACAAACAAUUAAUUUUCUAUGAAGUUAAGGAUUUUUCUGGAACAAACCUACAGAAAGGUCAAGUGACAAACUGUGUAAUAUCCAACCUCCAUGCAGAAUCUAUCUUGUUUGAGGACCAUGGUUACCUAGAUACUCUUCUGUGCCAUCAUGGUACUGUUGGCUACAUAACUCUCUAUGCCAACUACACACCUUGCAAUGAGUAUGACCAUUACUGUAUUAGCAAAAUAUACAACUUCUUGCUUAAGCACCAGGACACAAGACUGGAUAUUUACUUCUCCCAGCUGUACCAUGUUGAAGAGAACUCCCCGGCAGCUGAUUGGAACAGACAAGCCUUGAGGAGCCUUGCUAGUCUUUGGCCACGCGUGACGAUUAAUCCGCUAAGUGACGGAAUUUGGAAAAAUCUUCUUUACAAUUUUGCAAAAGGAAUUUCAUUAUCAGCACUUUAUCAACCAAUCUUGCCUGCCAGGGCAUCAGCUGACAGUUCUAAUGCUUAUGCGAUUCAUCUUAUUACGGGAAUCAAACCUUAUUUUGUGGACGUUUCACCAGCAUCUAAACUGCAAGAACCCAACCACCAUCAAGAGUCUAUGAUUCCAAAAACACAUUAUAACAUGGUUCCAAAACAUCUUAGUGGUAAUUAUCAAUAUUCUGCAUAUCCUGUGCCCCAGGGACUAAUUGCUCCUUUUCCAGUGCCCAGAAUCCAAGUCCCGCAAGUAGCCUCGUCCAAACCUAGGAAUGUGGUCAGACAUUUGAAAAUGCCAGGGCAGGUGGACAUGGACGAGGAAUUUGAUGUAGGUUCAUUUAUACCAAACGCAAAGAAGAUCAAUGAAGUUGUAAUUACAGAGAAAGUGGUAAAAGAUAUAGACAAGGAGGGGAAAGGAUAUAGUAAAAAGAAAAAUAAAGACAAAUAAUGAGACCUGACUUUUGAUUGAUGAAAUAUUUAAUGUCAUUUUAUAUCAGCUCAAGUACUGCUUCUCUGACACCACUGACAACAGCUGCAGGAUUGAUGCCUCAGCACGGUUCCGGUGUUAAACUGGAAACAUCCAAAAGAAACUGCUUUUGAAUUAUAAUGUUCAAUUUUUAGCUGCUCCUGCAUAACAUCUCAUGUGUGCCAUCACAGUGUUUAUAGUUGUGAUUAAACCCACAAAAUGUAUGCUGGGUGCCCUGAAGGGUGAUGGGUUGAUGGCAAGAUUUGCAGGUUUGCCAAAACUAUGCAGGUAUGGGACCUGUUAUCCAGAAUACUCAGGGUUUUUCAGAUAAGGGAUCUUUCCGUAAUUAAGAUCUCCAUACUUAUUUAUUAAAGGUCGUAUUGUAGUGGUUUUAGAAACCACGACUAAAUUCACAAACUCUAAAACCACCACUGUCAUUGAUUAUAAAAAGUCCAAAUGAAAAAUAGCACCGAACGAUCCGAAAAAAUACCUCGAAAAGAUCUAAAAUUUCAAAUUUGUCAGACAAUUUAUAGCGGAAAAAAAAUCUAUAAAACUUUAACAUUCAACUUCUACAGCACCUUGACCUUUACUUGGUCGAGGUUUGGCAUGAAAGGCUUUUGUGUUUUUUUUUCAAUUGAAAAAUCCCGAAUUUUUAGAGCUUUUUUUCAGAAAAAUUGCAAAACCACAAAUUUUUCAUGAUUUGUGGAAAAAGAAUCACAAUUAGAUUGUUAGUAAAUGGGCCUCUAAGUCUACUAAAAUAUUUUAGACAUUAAAUAAACCCAAUAGGCUUGUUUUGCCUCCUAUAAGGAUUAAUUAUAUUUUAGUUGGGAGCGUGCUUACCUGUGCAUCUGUGUUUAUUAAACAUUCCUAUGUCAAUAAGCUGGAUGCUAAAACUAAUGUUGCCUAUCACUAAAAUUAUGUAUUCAGAACCUUUUAUCUCAGCUUCAUUUAAAGAAAAGCUCUUUGCCCUUUGUAGUUCAUACUUCAUAUGAUUUUGGCAGGAUUUCGUUUUUUUAAUUGAAUUUUAUAUUUAAACUUGCAAUAAAUAAAACAAUUUUUUUGCCUCCGUUUUGUGAAUUGUCCUUGGCUACUGGUACAAAGGCCCUCCAAAGGGAAGAAAAUGCUCCCAGAGACCAGCAGGUGGCAGACAAGAGACAUCUUUUGAAGGCUCUAGAAACCUUUGUUUUUGCUUAGGCAGCCAGAAAAUAACACUUUUUAGCUGUAGUUCAGCCCAAUGAACUCCUCAUUGUUCAGGCCGCAUGAGAAACAUCAACUGGGGAAGCAGAGCAAUGCCCUAAAUGAUUCCAUUUCAUUCCCCAGCACUGUAAAAAUAAGAUAGAUUCCAAUUCUCCUGGACUGGCAAUGAUCAUUUAGUUGGACUCUGAACCCUGUUCCUACAGCAUCUUCUCUUACUGCUUCUUCUUCAGCUUCUUAUUCAAAAUUCCUGUGAAGUAACAGAGCCAGAGACAUCAAAUAUUCCGGAUGGAGCUUCCAUUUUGGCGUUUUUGAUGUUACCGGAUCCAUGUAAAUUUGUAGCUCAUGGAAAUUGUUGUCAAUGGGAAGCUUUGAGAAAAUGCUCAGUCAGGUGGAGGGGAGCAGAUCCGCACACGUCUUUGUCACCAUUCAGCUCGCUCUCACCUGGGCCGACCCUGCCCUGGGGACUCCACACAGCCAUUAAGAUGUAAUGUUCAAGCUUGUCUUGGUGAGCCUUUUGUGCAGAGGCUGCAUGGAAAAUGUUAUAGUGCUCUUUUGUGGAUGGAAUGUAGGCAUAUACAAUAAGCAGCAAUGUGUCUGAAUAAAACUUGAACACCUAAUACAGAUAUGGGAUCCAUUAUCUGGAAACUAGUUAUCCAAAAAGCUCAAAAUUAUGGGAA